UUUUCGCUUCACUUCCGCCCGGGAACAAGACACCACCCUCCUCCUCAUCUGUUGCAUAUUUCAAGUGUGGGCGAGGAAGACGACAGAGUCUGGACUGACAGACGCCGGCAAGUUGUUUGCUGGUGAAAAAGGCAGCCGACGCGCUUCCCGCCGCCAUGACGACCAUCGCGAUGGAGCGAAUCGGGCGGCUCUUCAUCAGCCUGCAACAAAUCAAACAGUUCCCCCGUCUGCUGUCCUCGGAGGCGUCUCCCUCCAUGCCCGGCACCUUACGCGACACGGAGGUGCCCCACUUCUUCCGCGAGCGCUACGUCCGUGCCGGCUACCGGCCCCUCCACCAGCGUUGGCGGUACUACUUCCUGUCAGCCUUCCGUCGCCACAACGAGACCGUCAACAUCUGGACGCACCUGCUGGCCUUCCUGACCCUCCUGGCCAAGAUGAGCCACGUGGGCCAGACGGUGGAUUUGGCGCGGGACCGGCACGCGUGGCCCCUGCUGAUCCUCCUCCUGUCUGCGCUCAACUACACGGCGUGGAGCGUGGCGGCGCACCUCCUGGGCGGGAAAUCGGAGCUGUGCCACUACGCUUUCUUCUUCCUGGACUACGUGGGCGUGGCGCAGUACCAGUACGGCAGCGCGACGGCGCACUACUACUACGCAGCCGAGGAAAACUUUCACCGACGCGUGGGCGCCAUUUUCAUGCCCGUGGCGGCGCUUCUCAGCGGGCUCUCCUGUCUGGGCUGCUGCUACGGCAAGUACCGCAACCACAGCCUUCCGCCUUGGGUGCGCAAGGUGUGCCAGGUCACGCCGUCCGCCGUCGCCUACGUGUGGGACAUCAGCCCCGUGGCGCACAGACUCCUCCUCGGCGACGCCGACGCCGACCCGGCCUUUGCGUACCACCUGAGCCACGUGGCCUUUUUCCUGGCCUGCGCCGUCUUUUUCGCCUUCCCCGUGCUGGAGCGCCGGUGGCCCGGAGGUUGCGACUUCCUGGGUCAGGGCCACCAGCUGUUCCACAUCCUGCUUUCCUGCUGCACCAUGUGUCAGAUCCACGCCUCGCUGCUGGAUUACAGCGGGCGACGGCAGGUGUACGCGCCGCAGCACGGCGUCGACCGGGCGGCGCGCAUCGUCGGCCUCUACGGACUGACGCUGCUCGUCUGCCUGCUCGUCGCCGCGUUCAUGUUGAGGAAGGCCAAACGGUUGCUGGACCUCCAGGCCAAGUCCAAGUGAACGACCUCACCGAUACGUACAAGUGCGACUGCAAAAUGUGAGGUACACCUAACGAGCUCCAAUACAAGAACGAGAGAUGUGGCUAACGUGCAUUAGCAUAUAUUUUAGGACCCUUUGUGUUUUUAUCUAUCUUCUGAUGAAGAGCACUUUAACGUGACUUGAAGACGCCUUGGUAGAGAGGAAGGGAUUUUGCACGAUUUGUCUCCCAUCGGUGGUGUCUUCUUGACAAUCUUCUGGGUGUCGGGUGAACCUAAGUGCCGUUAGAUUCAUAACACGUUCAAUUUACUCCAGUGGGGCCAACUUUGGAACUGGCUUGAAUGGGGACGGGGGGGGGGGGGGGGAAUCCACCGACUGUGCCUUCGAGAGCAAGACUCCACUGGCAGACGCGAUCCUCGUUGUUUGAAAUGAUAUAGCAUGCCUGUACGUGUAACCUACCCCCCACCCCCGACCUCCCCAUGUUUUUAGUGACAACAAAAGCCUCGUGUGUUGUUUCCACGCAACACUUCCGGCUGAGUGUUUUGCCAUCACGCUUUGCCAUCAAAAUACAGCGUAGUGCACCCCCCCCCCCCCUACUCCCCCCAACUCACCCCAAAGCCGGGACGAGUGGCUUGUGUUUUGUCCUUUUUCAAGAAGCGGCUUCCAUUCUGGGGCCAUUUUAAGAAGCUUCCCGAGGCGUGAUUGGAAAAGAGUACAAGUCUCGAUGUGUCCCCUUCAAAACAAAAUGACUGACUUCCGAAAAUAUACAAGAAGAUGAAUAAUCAGGAGUUUUUAGCUAGGCCCUGGCUAAUUUCACCUCACCACGGAGGUCUCGCGCCGCUCGUUCGGUCUCCGUGGCAGCCAUUUAAAGCCUGCCUUCCACCCGGUGCGGCCUCAGUGGUUCAUUUGCAUACCGCCGCAAACGGCGUUGACGUGAUUGUGUGAAUAAGUGCCUCGUUUGACACGGCGGACAAAUCGGCGCAAUGUGUCCUAACCUUUAGUGCCUACACAUUACUAAGUAUAUUACGUAUUAUAUUGUGAAAACCUUGACCAAAAAAAAUGAGGGAAUCCAUGAAGAAAAAAAUCUUGAAAAGCUGAACUGAAUUCCUGCAGCACUUUAAAACAACCGCCGCUGUAAACAAAGUGCUGUACCCGGAGCAAAAUUCAAGCAUAAAAACUGGAGACGCUUGGCGGAGGAUUUGCGGACACAAAAGGUUCCGUCAGCUAAAUAGGACCUAACCCACUCAAGGGGGGGGGGGGCUCCUGCCAAUGCCCGUCAGGUGCUGCAAACCAGUCAACAGAAUACGCCGAGCCACUGUAUCAAAUGCUGCAGUUAAAUCCAAGAAACAAACAAGAUAUAGUUGGGAUGAAUCGUGAAUUAUUUGACGAAUAAAGUGGAAUUAGAUCAUUCCCCGCUGUAGAGCGGUAAGGAGCGUCUCAUUUGCAAAGAGGCGGAGACGCUGUGAUGGAAUUGUUCGACACCUCGGAACGAGGCGAAUGACGCGGCUGUUGCGGACUCUCGCAAACAUUCCUUGUCUGUGACUCGGAGCAGACAAAUGUGAAGAGCCCUUCGUUGUCCUUGGCGAUACGUGCCCCGCCCCAAUUAAACUCGAGACUUAAUGGCGCUGAAAACAUUACCAAGCGCUCAACACGCCGCACUGCACAAUUGAGCCCGGAUGACUAUCACGUACUAAUUGGACAUUAUCCCUCAGCAUCAUGUGUCCAUAAAGCUGAUGAUUAUGGUUCCUCACCAAACCCGCAAGAUGUUUUGGGAAACGCUGGAGGAGCUAAAAUCAAAUACGGUCUUUUUCCUUUAUUAUAGGGCAGAUAUAUAUCUUCCCACCUAAAGCUGCUGCCCCCGCCACCCGAUCCCGGAUAAGCGGUGGAAAAUGGAUGGGCGGAGAUAUUGCACUUAAUUGAACGGUGUGCAUUGAAACUGAAACGUUUAUUUUGUGAAUGCAAACACUUUGUUUUUCUUCUUUCUACCCACAAUCUUGCUGCUGUAGACUGUAAAUUUCCCUUUUGUGGGACAAAUAAAGGAUAUAAAGUUGU
Hippocampus zosterae (dwarf seahorse) is the source of this 3248-nucleotide messenger RNA. RefSeq names its product progestin and adipoQ receptor family member VII, a (gene paqr7a). Gene Ontology annotation, molecular function: steroid binding; nuclear steroid receptor activity. Bases 156 to 1220 code for a protein of 354 amino acids. Gene Ontology annotation, biological process: response to steroid hormone. The record is from RefSeq and is a predicted model, not a curated record. Gene Ontology annotation, cellular component: plasma membrane. The transcript has 2 exons. NCBI's taxonomy places the organism in Eukaryota, Metazoa, Chordata, Actinopteri, Syngnathiformes, Syngnathidae.